AUGGAAAGAUUCACAAAAGUUUCAGAAGAAAAUUAUGAAAUUUACUGUAAUAAACGUUCCAUUUCUAUAACUAAAGAAGGUGAUUAUAUUUUAACAAAGUUAACCUCAAAUUAGAAUUUGCCUUAACCUAAAAUUCAUGAAUAUCCUUUAAAUUUUUCUAGUGAUCACUUAAAUGUUUAAAUUGGUGAAUAUUGUUAAUAAUAGAUACUAAAUAUUGUUGAUUAAGUAUGUAUAUUUAACAAAAGGAAAGAGAUUGCUGAUAAAUAGAAUUAAAAUAUCCACAUUCCUUAUUUAUCAGUUCCUCCUUUAAAUUAAGAAAAUGACCCAGUAUAUUAAGAAAUAGUUAAAGCAGGCAUAUAGAAUGAAACUAAUUAAAUUUCAGGAAAAUUCGGAUGGUGCUUCAUAUGUCGAAAAACGGCACAUAAUUAUUGCAAAGAUACAAGAGUAAGCAUAUGUUCAAAAGAGUGCAAAAAUAUUCAUAUAUAAUAAAUAAAUAAAAUCGACUAUAUGUAAGAAAAUAAACAAAACGUAAUCAGCUAAACUUAAUAUAUUGAGGAUGGAAUUAAUAUUUUCAAGAUGCUGUGCGAUAUUUCUAAAAAAGAUGGAGCUAAUUUAAAUAGUGCUUCUAACCCACAAAAUCUUAAAACGAAAAUCAUUUCAUUAGAUCUAUUAUAUUUAAUAAUGGAUAAUGCAAAUAUAGUGUUUCUAUCUAAUUUCUAAUAAACAGUAAAAGAACAUUUAAUAGAUUCUCUAUUAAGAAAUUUACUUUCUUAAGAAAAAAAAGUUGUUUAAAUAUCUAUGAAUAUUCUAAUAAAUGUUUUUAUAGAUUUUCGAGAUAAUUUAAAAAAAGAAAUAAAAAUGUUUAUAAAUGAUAUUCUUUUAUAAAUGUUAGAAAGUGUAAAUUCAUCACUUCAUCAUAGAGUUUUAAUAUUAGAAUUUUUUCAUGAACUGUUUAAAGUUCCUAGAGUUUUAUUAGAAUUAUUUGUAAAUUAUGAUUGUGCAUUAAACUAAGCUAAUUUAACAGAAAAAAUAAUAGAGUAAAUAUCAAGAAUAUCGCAAGGAAAAUAUUCUAAAUAAGAAUUUUAAAACUCAAUUUUAUAUAUUCAUGAAUUACAUUUACGUUAAUUGUCUUUAUCAUCUUUAGUAUAAAUAGUAUAAUAAUUAUCAGAAUAUAAAAAUGAAAAUAACUCUAUGUCAAAAACAAUAGAUGAAUAUUAUUAAUUUGGAAUAAGUAAUGAUUAAGGAUAAAUUGAAGAAUAGUUAAAAGCUAAAAUUUAAAUACAGAAAGCAAUUUAAAAACUAAACUAUAAAAUAAAAGAAGGACUUAAUUUUUUAUACUUAUAAAAAUUAGUCUAAGACCCAUAAAUAGACCUUGAAAAAUCAAUAAAAUAAUUAUCAGAAUUUUUAUAUAAUUAAGAAAAUAUCAAAAGAACUACUUUAGGAGAAUUUUUCGGUAAUGAAAGUUCUUAUAAUUAAAGUGUUUUUAGUAAUUACCUUGAAUUUAUUUCAUUUAAAAAUAUCUCUAUAGACUAAGGCUUACGUUUACUAUUUAAAUAUAUUUAUCCAACAGGUUAAGCUGAAUAAUUGGAUAGAAUUUUGUAAAUGUUUGGGGAAAAAUAUGUAAAAGAUAAUUAAGGAAUAUUUAAAAAUGCUAGCAUUGCCUAUACUUUAGCUUAUGCUAUUAUGAUGCUUUAGACAAGUCUUUAUAAUAAAUAAAUUAGUGAAAAAGAUAGGAUGAGUUUGUAAGCUUUUAAAAAUUUAGUUAAAGGUAUUUCUGAUGGAGAAGAUUUACCUUAAUAAUAAAUUGAAGCCAUUUAUAAUAGUUUAAAAUAAAAUGAUAUUGCUAUCCAUGGAGAGACAUAUGAAUAGAAAAAUAAAAAUAAUGAUAUUAAAAAUCAAGAUAUGGUAAUUUAAAAUAAAAUUUUUAAAGAAGAAUAAAGAAAAAUGCUAUUAUAAGGAUAAGUAUAUUUUUUUUUUUAUAUAUUUUUGUUUAUUUUUAUUUUUUAUUAGAAAAUAAUUUAAAACGCUGAAAAUUAAAAUGAAGAUUAAAAUUUUAUAUAAGUAUUUAAUUUAAAUUUUACUAAACAUUUGUUAGAAGUUAUAUGGAGCCCUUUAUUUGUCACUUUUUCCAUAGAAUUAGAAAAGCCUGAAAGCUAAUUUAUUGAUUUUUCUCUAAAAGGAAUAUAUUAUUGUCUUUAUUUACUUGGCAAAAAUGAAUUAAACGUCUAAUAAUAAACAUUUAUAGUAACAUUGACAAAAGCUACAGGCUUACUACAAACAAACAACAGAUUAAAUUAAAAAAAUAUAAAAGCAAUAUAAAUAUUAUUAGACUCAUCUUUAUUUUGUGGUAAUACAUUUAGAACUUCCUGGAAAGAUAUAAUAGAAUGUAUAUCUAAAUUAGAUUAUUAUUUUUCUAAAGCACAUAUGAGUAAAGAAAUCUUAUUAUAAAAUCCUUAGAAUUUAGAAACAGAAAUUCAUAAUGCAGAAUUAUUAAUAAAUACAUUCAAUGAAAAUAUAAUCGAUAAGAUAUUUGCAAAUACCUGUAAAUUCGAAAGUUUAGAAAUAUAUGAUUUCAUAUAAUGUUUAUGUGAAUUAAGUAAACAAGAAAUUAAUAAUUAAAAUAAAGCAAGAUUAUUUUGUAUGUAAAGGAUUAGCGAAGUUGCUGAAUUUAAUAUGGACAGAGUAAGAUUUGAAUGGAAUAAUAUAUGGAUUGUACUUUCUUAGCAUUUUAAUUAUGCAGGAACUAGUCAGAAUCUAUAAUGCGCAUGUUUAGCUAUUGAUUUAUUAAAAUAAUUAAGUAUGAAGUUUUUAAAAAAAUAAGAACUAUCACACUAUUCUUUCCAAAAGGCUUUUCUAAGUCCCUUUUCGUUUAUUUAUAAUUACACUAAAGCCACAAACCCAAUUGUUAUUUAUGAACUUAUUCUAAGUUGUAUCAGAAUGAUUACAAGUAUUAAUUUCUCAACAAUAAAAUCAGGCUGGAACGUUAUUAUAGGAUUGAUUAACUAGACAAUAGAUAAUUACAAAGAUAUUAAUAAUAUGUCACUAGUUAUUCUUUCAUUUAAAAUAAUUGACGAAAUUUUUAUAUAAGAUGAGAGAUCGCUUGAAUUUUUGCAUGAAGAAAUGGUUUCUUUAUCUACAGCUUUAUGUAAAUUAGUUAAUUUUUCUUAAGAAAAUAUAGCUUUAAAUUCUAUUGUCUACAUUAAUAGACUUUUAGAUUAUCUUUUUGAUAAUCAUUAAUAAUAAUAAUAAAGGAAAAUAAUUGAUCUUAUUAUUAUUUAGGUUUUUUAGGUUCUAGGGAAAUAAUUUACGGGAGAAGCUAUUAAUAUUUAAAGGAAAGGACUCGAAACGAUGUUUAGAUUAAUAAAAAAAAAUUGCUUUGUUUUUACAGAUUAAUAAUUUAAUGAAAUCUGGAAUUCAGUAAUUUUGGAAUUGUUAGAUAAUAUGAUUAAUUAUUUUUAGAAAAAUAGCAAAGAUUUUGAUAUUAAUUUAAGUGGCUUUAUGAAAGUUUCUUGUUAAAUUGUAUUCGAAUCUAUAACAGAUAUUUUUAGUAACAAUUUUUAGAAAACUAGUUGUCAUUUUUAUUAAUAUUUGGAAGUUUUAGAAAAAUUAAUUGGUUUAUUUAUUGAUGUAAAUUUUACUUUUAUUUUUUAAAUAAAUAAAUAAAUAGAGCUUAUCUAAAAUUGCAACUGA
Messenger RNA from Ichthyophthirius multifiliis, 3690 nucleotides. Its product is annotated as sec7 domain protein. Gene Ontology annotation, biological process: regulation of ARF protein signal transduction. The record is from RefSeq and is a predicted model, not a curated record. The transcript has 5 exons. Lineage: Eukaryota; Ciliophora; Oligohymenophorea; Hymenostomatida. Gene Ontology annotation, molecular function: guanyl-nucleotide exchange factor activity.